Messenger RNA from Periconia digitata, 561 nucleotides. NCBI's taxonomy places the organism in Eukaryota, Fungi, Ascomycota, Dothideomycetes, Pleosporales, Periconiaceae. The record is from the annotation of a GenBank genome assembly.
AGAAACAAGAUGGCAUACCUCCUCCUCCCCACUCUUCUCCUCCUCCUGAGUCGAACAAUCGCCUCCCCCAACCCAAUCAACUACUCACGCCAGACUCCCUCUUGCACACCGUCCUCCUACACCCUCCCUACUUACUUAUACACCUCUACCUCGGCUUACUCCUCAGACUCCCUUCAAAACCCCUUGCUGAACCUAACGUUCAUCUCGUCUUUCCCGGACUCCUCAAGUAUCGCGGACUCCGCGACCGCAGGAGCAGAUUGCAUCGCCAGCGCCGUGGAUAGAGAUACUUUCCCGAACGAGAUUGAGUGCAGCACCGGUCGAGAAAAUCUAUUCAUCGGACUCCAAGGAGCGAUCGAUGAAGUUGGAACAGGGAUCAAGGGGUUUGUCAUGAUUCAUUCCUGGGGGUGUGAUGGACAAACGUGGAUGUCUACAACACCCGUCACCAUCCCCGAACUACACUGCGAAAGUGGGGAUGAUGAAGGGGUACAAUGUAUGACGGACGCUCCUGUGGAUAUUGCGCCGCAGAAUGUGAGGAGGGUUUGUGCGGGGCCCACUUGUUAG